Molecule: messenger RNA, 900 nt
Organism: Rattus rattus (black rat)
Lineage: Eukaryota; Metazoa; Chordata; Mammalia; Rodentia; Muridae
Product: sulfotransferase 6B1-like
Exons: 6
Coding region: 1-900 (299 amino acids)
Biological process (GO): sulfation
Cellular component (GO): cytoplasm
Molecular function (GO): sulfotransferase activity
Source: RefSeq, a predicted model, not a curated record
AUGUCGUCCGAGAGUCAGCCAAGUCUCCUUCAUAAGUACAGGGGCGUCUUCUUCUCGGUCAUGUCUUCAGAAGAACUCCUUGGUUCCUUGGACUCCUUUGAUGCGAGAGAAGAUGACAUAUUUCUGGUUUCCUACCCCAAAUCCGGCACCCACUGGCUGGCGGAAGUCAUUGAGCGCAUUCCCAACGCCGGCAUCACGCUCACAUCUCCUAUUGAACUGGGAGACAUUUCUAAAUUUGAAGAGCUAAGAAUGGUUCCUAAGAGAAGAGUUAUCCCAACCCAUCUGAACUAUGAAAUGCUUCCGGUGACUGUGAAACAGAAGCAGUGCAAGAUCAUCUACAUUGUGAGAAAUCCGAAGGAUACAGCGGUGUCCAUGUUCCAUUAUUACAAGGACAACCCUAACCUCCCUUCCACAGAAACAUGGGCUGCAUUUCUAGAGCUGUUCCUCAAAGGAGACGUUGUGUAUGGCUCCUGGUUUGAUCACGUUUUGAGCUGGGAAGAACACAAAAAUGAUAAGAACGUCCUCUUCCUCUUCUACGAAGAAAUGAAAAAGGAUUUUGUUAAGAGCCUAAAGAAAAUAACUGCUUUCCUUGGCAUCGAUGUGAAUGACAGCGAGAUGGGUAAGAUCGCUCGGAGUACAUCGUUCAGUGAAAUGAAAAGUAACGCUGCCAAAGAAAACUGCGAUCCCAAUCACGUCAUCUGUGCCCUCACGUCCAACAGGAACCUGGUGUUCAGAAAAGGAGUGGUGGGUGAUUGGAUAAACUACUUCACUCCGAAGCAGAACAGAGCCUUUGAUGAGCUAUUCACGGAGAAGAUGAGAAACAGUGAAGUAGGCAGACAUUUGAAGGAGUAUGCGCAGUCGCAGACGCUUGAAGAAGUAUGCGCAGUCGCAGACGCUUGA